This is a messenger RNA of Suillus paluster, 279 nucleotides long. RefSeq lists its product as uncharacterized. The record is from RefSeq and is a predicted model, not a curated record. The annotation marks the transcript as partial. The transcript has a single exon. Lineage: Eukaryota; Fungi; Basidiomycota; Agaricomycetes; Boletales; Suillaceae.
UUGUUUUCUUGGCGAGAUUUCUGUGGUGACACACGUCCUAUGGUGCGUACCUGCGUGAUCGAGUGCAUCAACAACAUCCUGCUUGCCCAUGGCUGGGGCACUACAUUCGGCCACUCCUUUUGCAUUGGUGGAGCCUCAUUCUACCUGUCCCAAAAAGUCGACCCCAAAAUAGUACGUCUGGCAGGGCACUGGCGCUCACUAGUGUACAAAGCCUACAUCAGGGCAUUCGAGCAGGUCGCAUCUUACCAUCUCGCCGGUCUUGCUGAUCGGGUGCAUUGA